Messenger RNA from Protopolystoma xenopodis, 207 nucleotides. The record is from the annotation of a GenBank genome assembly. Lineage: Eukaryota; Metazoa; Platyhelminthes; Monogenea; Polystomatidea; Polystomatidae.
AUGAGCUUUGAUGACUUCGGGCGCAGCCCCCGUGGUAACUGGUUCAGCCAGUUCAUCCAGGCGGGUGUGGUUGUCUCGAAGCCACCGGAGCGCCUGUUGCAGCAGUUCAGAGAAGACUCGUUGGUUGUUUGCUACAAUAUGCAGCUUUUCUGUCACCUCCUGUUAAUCAGCACGAACAAAUUGUUAGUUGGGAGUAUGCACGCAUGA